CUGCUGUGUCACCCGGACAGGCCGUGGGGGCGGGCAGGGGGGCGGGGCCGGGCCUGACCACAGCGGCCGAGUUCAGUCCUGCUCUCCGCACGCCACCUUAGGCCCGCAGCCGUGCCGGGUGCUCUCCAGCAUGUCCUUCAUCCCGGUGGCCGAGGAUUCCGACUUCCCCAUCCACAACCUGCCCUACGGCGUCUUCUCGACCAGAGGCGACCCAAGACCGAGGAUAGGUGUGGCCAUUGGCGACCAGAUCCUGGACCUCAGCAUCAUCAAGCACCUCUUUACUGGUCCUGUCCUCUCCAAACACCAGGAUGUCUUCAAUCAGCCUACACUCAACAGCUUCAUGGGCCUGGGUCAGGCUGCCUGGAAGGAGGCAAGAGUGUUCCUGCAGAACUUGCUGUCUGUGAGCCAAGCCAGGCUCAGAGAUGACACCGAACUUCGGAAGUGUGCAUUCAUCUCCCAGGCUUCUGCCACGAUGCACCUUCCAGCCGCCAUAGGAGACUACACAGACUUCUAUUCCUCUCGGCAGCAUGCUACCAACGUCGGAAUCAUGUUCAGGGACAAGGAGAAUGCAUUGAUGCCAAAUUGGCUGCACUUACCAUUGGGCUACCAUGGCCGUGCCUCCUCUGUCGUGGUGUCUGGCACCCCAAUCCGAAGGCCCAUGGGACAGAUGAAACCUGAUGACUCUAAGCCUCCCGUAUAUGGUGCCUGCAAGCUCUUGGACAUGGAGCUGGAAAUGGCUUUUUUUGUAGGCCCUGGAAACAGAUUGGGAGAGCCGAUCCCCAUUUCCAAGGCCCAUGAGCACAUUUUUGGAAUGGUCCUUAUGAACGACUGGAGUGCACGAGACAUUCAGAAGUGGGAGUAUGUCCCUCUCGGGCCAUUCCUUGGGAAGAGUUUUGGGACCACUAUCUCUCCGUGGGUGGUGCCCAUGGAUGCUCUCAUGCCCUUUGCUGUGUCCAACCCGAAGCAGGACCCCAGGCCCCUGCCGUAUCUGUGCCAUGACGAGCCCUACACAUUUGACAUCAACCUCUCUGUUAACCUGAAAGGAGAAGGAAUGAGCCAGGCGGCUACCAUAUGCAAGUCCAAUUUUAAGUACAUGUACUGGACGAUGCUGCAGCAGCUCACUCACCACUCUGUCAACGGCUGCAACCUGCGGCCGGGGGACCUCCUGGCUUCUGGGACCAUCAGUGGGCCGGAGCCAGAAAACUUCGGCUCCAUGUUGGAACUGUCGUGGAAGGGAACGAAGCCCAUAGACCUGGGGAAUGGUCAGACCAGGAAGUUUCUGCUGGACGGGGAUGAAGUCAUCAUAACAGGGUACUGCCAGGGGGAUGGUUACCGCAUCGGCUUUGGCCAGUGUGCUGGAAAAGUGCUGCCUGCUCUCCUGCCAUCAUGAGAUUUUCUCUGCUCUUCUGGAAACAAAGGGCUCAAGCACCCCUUUCAACCCUGUGACUGGGGUCCUCCCUCGGGCUGUAGGCCUGGUCCGCCAUUCAGUGACAAAUAAAGCCAUUGUGCUCUGAGGCCUGCACUGCCGCAGAUGCAGCUGUGCCCACUUAUGAUCGUGAUUUGAUCCAGUGGGUCAAGGUGUGUAAAGCCUCCCUGCCAGAUAUUCAUUAAUAUGUUUUCUCACUCUUACUAGUGAGGUCAGGGGUCUUUGUGGGAUUUUCUUAUUAGACAUCCCAGGCCUCCUGGUAUUCCAUGGAAUAUGAAAACAGACUGGCACCUGUAGUAGUCAGGGCUCUCCAGAGAAAUAGAACCAAGG
Pan troglodytes (chimpanzee) is the source of this 1756-nucleotide messenger RNA. It is a transcript of the gene FAH, whose product is annotated as fumarylacetoacetate hydrolase. The record is from RefSeq and is marked validated. Gene Ontology annotation, molecular function: fumarylacetoacetase activity. NCBI's taxonomy places the organism in Eukaryota, Metazoa, Chordata, Mammalia, Primates, Hominidae. Gene Ontology annotation, biological process: homogentisate catabolic process; L-phenylalanine catabolic process; L-tyrosine catabolic process.